AGACACGCAACACGCAGGAAAGACUGCAGUCAUGCGCCGUUUUCCUCCCAUCCCGUCUUGCAAGAUGAAAAGAGACGGCCGCGUCUUUGUCUCCUGCCUGACAGCACCCUUGCGCUGCGCCGCGGCGACUCCAACAACGAAACCGCUGCCGUCAGCGCUUUUGCCGGUGCCCACGGAGCCCUGCGGUUUGAACGGGGGUCUUUAUCCCCAACUCCUUCAUCAGAUAAUGCAGAGAAAACAGAAAAACAUACAGGAGGAACUUCAGUCGGCUCUCCAAUUUCUGCUCGAGCUUGGAACACCACCUGUCGACACCGCGGCAAGCUCUUCCGCAGAUCACCCGAGCACCGACCUUCUUCGAGAACAGAAAAUGUCACAAGCUUUAGCGACGCUUGUGCGGAACCCCGCGACUCACCGAUGCAUAUUUAAUAACGCAUUCUCUUCUCGGUACCACCUUGAACGUCCUGCAGGGUGCGUGCAGGUUCCAGCGGUGGUCGGCUACGUUUACAUGGAGCUGCAGCGGCGUGGCUACAACGCCGAAACGUGGUGGAGGUGCUACUAUCAAAGGUUUGUGCAGCAGAAUUUGCCACCGCCGUCUGCCCAUAUCACAGAAGGCGAGAACACGACCACCGUGACAACGGAGGCCGGGUUGGCCCCUUCCAAUGAUGAAGGCUUGUGCUGCACAGAUGGCGAGGCGAGGUCGACGGUGUUUCGUGCUGGGGCUGCUGUGGACGCCGACGCGGUGCCGUCGUUGUGCUGGGAGCGGCAGCGACGCAGGGACACGUUGGGCAGUCACGCAAAGAAAACACAGACCUACGGGACGCCAGAGUCGCUCUGCACAGACACCGGUCGGCCUACGUCUCCCGGUGCUAUUCUUCCUAGUGGAAUGACGACACCGCAGUGGUCAACUUGGAUUCCUCUCUCUCUUCUUUUCCACCUGCCAUUUUUCCCUGUCCCGUACCCGAGGUCGAAGGAGCAUAACAUGUGGAGAGACACCGGUGUGAUGGAUGAGGCAGAAGACGAGCUGGACGACGGCGCGGGUGGCCAGGGUAAAAUAAAGAAGUUCGGUACCACAACGGUCGACGGUGGGCAGAACACCUUUACGUAUGUGGAGGCAGAGCAGAAACGGGAGGAAGCCUUGAUGUCCCGUUUUGAUGGUAUACUUCAGCAAGGAUGGACGUCGUCGCCGUCGACGACGCCUGUACCGGCUGCGGCUCUGGCGACGGCGGACACACGCAAAGGCGACACGGCUGCCACGUCACUUCCCCAGAGACGAAGCUGGCAGCAUCCGUUUUAUGAUGAAUUGUUUGUUGUACGAAAACCGCUCUUGCAACGCAGCUCAUUCGAGGAUGUCAAUUCGAGAGAAGGGCGUACAUCCAUCAAUGAACACGCAACGGCCGCACUGGAUUGGGCUCCUCAACUGCGUGCCCUUUGCCCGCUAGAGGCGCCGUGGCACAUCGUACCGCUUCUCUCGACAGUGGCAGGUCCGAACACGUCACACACGGUGUCCCCGCACCAAAGUAGCACAGUUGCCGCUAAGGGAAGCGACAGAUGUAUGCCAUCUGCAACGUCACCAACAGCGGCAACAUCCACAUCGUCGUCGUCCGUGUCGCUGUCAUGGCCAAACCCGCAGGCAGAGCUGCAACUCGCCUCCAGUUAUCUGCCCUUUUUGAGUGGUUUUUGGGCACGCAAGUCUCGACUACUGCAGAACCUACCAGAAGCGUCCUUCUUUCCCUUUUCUGUCUAUCCUUUGUUCGCUUCUCAGAACAACUCGACAGGGAAAACGGUACGCAGGUCGAAGUUUGGUCCGCUGAGCACCAAGUGGGCGGCACACAUGUCGCCGUUCGCAAUACGAGGCAGCCGCGACAGCAAGACGCGCAGCGGCAACGUUGCCCCGCAGCUCGAAGCUUCCGCGUUUUCGAACCCGCCACCCUUCGCUCACGACGGUGCUUUUCGAACACCACAACGCACGGACUCUCUCUCCUCUCCCUUUUCGGUGUUGCAGCCCAACUGGAAGGCGCACGCGGUGCUUUACUUUGGCAGGCAGUACAUUCCGGUCGCCUGCACAACGCUCGCCUGUUUAUUCGAUUCUGCCGUGUGCGCUCAACACGCCAUCCCGUUAAACGUGUUUGGCAGUCCGUUUACGUUUCUGUUUAACAUUACGCGACAUCGCCAACAGCGACACGCACCUCCCUGCAUGGCGAACGAGCAGAUGCGGAGCCGACGCGACAACGUGACGAAGGGGGUGGCAGGCGCCGCCGCCGACUCAAACGUGGCUCCCCACACCCGCGAUAACGCGAAGAAAGCGGCUGCGAUCACACGCGAACUUUCACUUGCGCAAGACGCGACGAGGCCGCCACAGCCGUCGCGUUCACCGUGGCUGGAGCGGCUGCAGCGCAUUCAGCUGGAUCAGCAGCGCACCUCCCACGCCGUAAGUACAUCCUUCAACGAGCGCGUUGUCGAAAUGCGGUCCGCACAGCACCACAAUUACUUUCUCUUCCGCUCUCCCUAUUGGCUGGAGGUGGAGACCCUGUACGAGCGGUGGGGGGUGCACAUGGUCCCUGGGGAGCUGCCGCUGCGCGCCGGGAGCGACUUGUACGUCAACGCAGAGCAGACAACGGACGCGUCGCGCUUCACGCCGGCCACCUGCGUCCCGCAUCUUCAACAAGAGAUUCUGUUUUGCGACUGCCUGGCGCGGUGUUUGUGGGAGGUCUCGCAGCAACUGCUGAGUGUCAUUGCCCCUGAAGUUCGGCCACGGCGGCGCGGCAGCAAGGCCAUCUGUGCGUGGACCUAUCAGGCACUGAAGGAGCGUGCAGCGGCGGCGCAGCGAGUGUCGAACUUGUGGAUCGCGGACGAGGUGAUCAAAAAGAUGGGCUGGACACUGUGUCCCGUCGCCCUCCGUACUGCGGCAACGGUGGGAGAGAGGUUGGGUGGCCCCCAAAGCCAGUCGGCGACGAAAACAAUCCUGCACGUUGAGCUGCCAUUGGAGAGUCUCCAUCAACAUGGACUGCGUAUGCGACUGGAAGGCGCAGCGAGACCUGAAGCUAGUGAAGAGCGACCGGUGCAGCCCUCUGUCUCACCGUUCGGGAACACUGCGCCGCACCUUUUCGCACCUCCGCCUGCACCGGCGCCAGUGGCAACUCAGCAGCAUCUCUCUCGGCUACCCCAGCGGAGGUUCGUCACCGUCUUUCACUCCAGCUGCGUUGUGGAGCAGGAGCAAAUCAGUUUUGUGGCGACGCACCAUCCGCAGGUGCUGUUGCUGCGUGUGCCUCACGUUACAGCAGCAGAACUGCGCGGUCAGCAGAGGAGUUCUGUUUUGGCGAUGAAACCGUGGUUGCUGACACACCUCCAAAAAGCAGCAGAGAGUGCGCUCAAGAACUCAAGCGCCAACAGCGAACAAUCAGGUUGGGACACCCACAGCGCAGCAACCGUGACCUCUGCAUCGUCGGACAGCACCGGCUUCGAGACGGGAAGCCGGCAUCUCGACGAGGUGUCGCUGUCAGAGUUGUCGGACGACGCAGAGGCGCAGCAAUACCUCGUUAUGGCAAAGGCAAAACUCUCACGUUACGCGGCACCUUGGCGAAACACGAAGCUGACGUUUGCCUCCCGUCUUGAUCUGGCGAGGCUCGCUCUGCAGAAGGGCUAUCGGCCAGAGAACGCGCAUCGGUGGGUGUCGCUGGAUUUUUUACGCAGCGAGCGUCGAGUGCGGCCAGUGCAACGCCCCGCACAAACCCCCGAAGCAGCGUCGUCGCUGUUGUCUCCCGCCUCUCCGACUCCACUCGAAGGGGCGUCGGUGAGCAGCGUGGUAGACGCCCAUGAAGGACUCACGGCCAUUGACGUCGAGGUGCACACCGCACUUCAGCGGGACGAGUACAACGCCGUGGCCGACAAUCGUGCGGUGAUGCCGUUUGUGGAAUCCGAGCCGGGACGUUGCGCUAAAGGCAGCUUUUUCUCGCGCAAUUUUGUAACCAUUAAGAUGACUCUCGUGAACCGCGAGGAGCUGGAGUGGUCCAGUGAGAUUUCACCAAUGGAUCGCUUCAUGUGGCUGUUCAAAAGCCUGUGA
Leptomonas pyrrhocoris is the source of this 4060-nucleotide messenger RNA. RefSeq lists its product as hypothetical. NCBI's taxonomy places the organism in Eukaryota, Euglenozoa, Kinetoplastea, Trypanosomatida, Trypanosomatidae. The coding region runs from base 368 to 4060 and encodes 1230 amino acids. The record is from RefSeq and is a predicted model, not a curated record. The transcript has a single exon.